This is a messenger RNA of Thunnus maccoyii (southern bluefin tuna), 807 nucleotides long. RefSeq names its product GINS complex subunit 1 (Psf1 homolog) (gene gins1). Bases 119 to 709 code for a protein of 196 amino acids. Gene Ontology annotation, biological process: DNA strand elongation involved in mitotic DNA replication; DNA replication. Lineage: Eukaryota; Metazoa; Chordata; Actinopteri; Scombriformes; Scombridae. The transcript has 7 exons. Gene Ontology annotation, cellular component: GINS complex. The record is from RefSeq and is a predicted model, not a curated record.
UCCGAUUUUUGCCGCGAAAGCCUGGCGUCCUGCUCGGAGAUCCUGGCGGGUUUUAUGGCUGAUUAAAGGCUGUUUUUGGUGUUUUUCUGCCGGUUUGUGAGUGUUUGUCGCGUUCAGGAUGUUUUGUGAGAAAGUGAUCGAGUUGAUCAGAGAGCUGCACCGGAUGAGCGACGGUCAGCUGCCCGCGUUUAACGAGGACGGACUGCGGCAGGUUCUGCAGGAGAUGGAAGCUCUUUAUGAACAGAACCAGACUGACGUUAACGAGGCGAAAUCUGAAGGUCGAGCUGAUCUGAUUCCCUCCAUCAAGCUGCGUCACUGCUGCCUGCUGAGAAACCAGCGCUGCAUCACCGCCUACCUGUACGACCGCCUGCUGAGGAUCCGGGCGCUGCGUUGGGAGUACGGCAGCGUGCUGCCCGCUAACGUUCGCUUCCACAUGUGUGCGGAGGAGCUGCAGUGGUUCAGUCAGUAUAAAAAGUCGUUGGCGUCCUUCAUGCGUUCUGUCGGCGGCGGCGACGGACUCGACAUCACGCAGGACAUGAAGCCUCCGAAGAGUCUUUACAUCGAGGUGAGGUGUCUGAAGGAUCACGGCGAGUUCGAGAUCGAUGACGGGACGGUGAUCCUGCUGAAGAAGAACAGUCAGCACUUCCUGCCGCGGUGGAAAUGUGAGCAGCUGAUUCGUCAGGGCGUGUUGGAGCACGUCAUGUCCUGAUCGAUCCUGAAACAUCCUGAUCGUGUUUAUUGAUUAUUACUGUCUGGAAACUGAUUGAUUUAAUAUCCUGAUGUCAAAAUAAAUAUUUUUUUUAUAAA